This is a messenger RNA of Blumeria graminis f. sp. triticale, 1314 nucleotides long. NCBI's taxonomy places the organism in Eukaryota, Fungi, Ascomycota, Leotiomycetes, Helotiales, Erysiphaceae. The record is from the annotation of a GenBank genome assembly.
UACGGCUCGACAGUUCAACGUACGCCAGGCCGCAGACGCGCAAUAAAGCCAGCAAGCUACAUAGCUAAACCUCAUAAAUUAUCCAUUUUGACCGGGGAAAUGGUCGAUAGCCACUUCAACCGUCGCGUUUCUUUUGACACCAUUACUGGCGGUGAGCCAACAGACAAAAACUCACUCGCCUUUACACUAAAUAUUCGCCACAAAGGGUAUCAGUACAAAAGACGGUCUCGCACGUUUAUGGUGGGUGUGGGGGAGAAUGAAUAUUCUGAAAUUGCUUUACAAUGGAUGUUAGAGGAACUAGUGGAUGAUGGUGAUGAGAUAAUAUGCGUCAGAGUUAUCGAUAAAGAUGCAAAGGUGCUGAACGACCGAAAUAUGGAAAAGCGGCAGUAUCAAAUAGAAGCUAAGGAGCUGCUCGAACGUAUAGAAGUCAGAAAUGAUAACAAUCGCGCUGUCAGCAUCGUUUUAGAGUUUGUUGCUGGAAAGUUACAUGCAACAUUCCAAAGGAUGAUUCAAAUGUACGAGCCGGUCAUGUUAAUUGUAGGAACCAAAGGCAGGAGCUUAGGUGGCCUUCACGGUCUUAUGUCCAAUCGAAAUUCGUUUUCUAAGUGGUGCCUACAAUAUUCGCCAAUCCCAGUUGUCGUCGUUCGACCCACUAGUAAGAGGUUGAAGAAAAAGAAGCAGCGAGAUGCUGAUCCGACACGGCAGGAUUAUGCUCGCAUCUUACGUGAGAGUGGAAUUGAAGAGCACGAAACAGAGACCGCUUCUCACUGCAGCAAUUGGGAAAUCUCUAAUGCGCCAGAGGUCGAAGCUCAUGCCGUAGCAGCAGCCCUAGGUCUUCCUGCAAAGUUCGAACCAAAACUGAAGCCCAUAUAUUCGGAGGUUAUCACGCCGCCGAAGCUUGCCUUGUCCGAAAAGGCUCAUGCGACCGCUUCCACUCCUUCGCAAGUUGGCCAAAAUAGUCAAACACUCGACACUGAAGAUCCCCUGACUAUUACAAGAUCAGUAUCCCCUUCGCCUGCUCCAAGUCCCACGCAAGUGGAUUGCAGCGAGUCCAAAAUUGAGGACAGCUUAGACAAUUCUGGCAACGAAAACGAAGAGCUAGUAGAGACAACUUCAGAAAUUUUAUUGGUGAACGAUAGUGGUGAGAAGUCUCAUCAUGUCCAGAGUCAUACAUUGUAUGAAGAAGACUCUGAAGCCUCUGCAUCCACUAAAAACAGAAUUGGGUCUGUCGGCAGCGUGCAAAGCAUCGAUCCGAACACUGAAGACGUUCCGGCAACGAAUGAAGAAAAAUCGGUACCAAGCACUAUUCAAUAG